GCUUAUUUUUAAUUAUUUUUUUUUAAUUUGAGCAAAUGACGCAGAAGGCAAAACCGCAAGAAAAGAGCAACAACAAUUAGAUAAUAUUUUUUAUCUUUUUUUUGUCAAGAUAUUUAUGUGCUUGUUUGUCUUGGCAUGAUUGCGUAACGACUUGAGUGCACAAUUGACGCGGCCAGUGUUGCCACCUCGUUAGAAUCAGUCAGAGGCAUGAAAGCUUAGGCCUGCUGCUGGGUAUCGAACGCUGCCUAUCAGCGAUGCCUAUCGCUGCUGUUGAUUCAAUUCAAUGCCAACUCUAGGAGUUUGCCACGGAUCGCCGAUCAGUUUGAAUUGCGUAAUUUAACUAGGUGAAGUCAACGAACGCACCCAGGCAUCAAUUGGUGGUCAGCAGAGACUGCAGCAGCAGCAGCAGCAGCAGCCGCGGCAGAAACUAUACAAAUGUGCAAUUGCAACAAAUGCAAACACACUUAGAGCGGUUGGCGGCUUGGCUCUGGAAAACUGUUGCAGUUAUAGCCAAAUUGCAAGCUUUUGUUGUGAGCAUUUAGCAUUUACAUAUUCACACACAAGAGGCACACACAGAUACACGCACAAUCGCACACGCACACACACAUACCAUGAAAUAUAGAUGUCCAAGAUGACGCUGAACCAAUUAUGGAAUGACAAUGAUGCUAGCUGUCGCCGCAAGUGCUCUGGCCGCAGUCUUCAGAUGGCAUUUGGCUAUAAAUGCCCAUCGGAUCUGUUGGGCAGGCAUCAGUUUUACGGUUUCGUUCGUUUGGUGUAGCACGCGCAGAUCUUGUAACUCCACACACACACAGCAUGAAACUCAUUGCGUUAGUCGUCGUUGGCACUGCCCUGGUGGGCCUGGCUCUGGCCCGUCCGCAAACGAAUAGCUACUUACCCCCGGCCCCCAUCAAGGGUCUACAGCAGCCCACCCAGCAAGCGAUCAGCUAUCAGAGCUAUCAGCUGCAGCCACAGCAGCCGCAGCGAUCCAUUGCACAGAUUGAGUCGAUCCGUCCAUCCGUUUCACUGGGCAGCUUCACCAUCCACAGCGGCGGCCAGUCGAGCGUCAACCAAGUGUCAACGGCUCCACUGCCCACGGCCGUCAGCUACGAGACAUCUAAAUCGUCAGUCAGCGUGGCACCAGCAGCUCCCACGCAGCUCUUUGUGCCCUCGCCUCCAGCUGCUGCUCAGGAAUCCACAACCGUUGUUGAGCAGUCGGUGAGCACUCCAGUGGCUGCUCCAGUAACCCAGCAAACCUACUCAGCACCAGCUCCAGUCGCCCAGCAGUCAUACGCUGCUUCGGCUCAAGUGGCUCAGCAAACUUACUCCGCUCCAGCGCCAGUAACUCAGACUACCUACACCGCUCCAGGUCCAGUAACUCAGACAACCUACUCUGCACCAGCUCCAGUGGCUCAGCAAACGUACUACUCUCCAGCUCCAGUGGCUCAGCAAACGUACUACUCUCCAGCUCCUGCCCUUCAACAGCUGUACUCUGCUCCAGCUCCAACUCAGGUGGUGCAGCAGACCUACUCCGCUCCAGCUCAAGUGGUGCAGCAGACCUACUCCGCUCCUGCUCCUACUCCUGCUCCUGCUCCUGUGGUUCAGGAGACCCAGUCCGUUCAGAGCACUACCCAAGUAAUUUCAGCUCCAACGCAAGUGGUUCAGGAGAGUCAGGUGAUCUCGUCGCCCGCACCUGCUGUACAGGAAAUUCACUCCACUCCAGCAGUCGCACCAGCGGUGCAGCAGACCUACUCUGCCCCUGUGAGCCAAGUGAUUACGUCCUCCACUCCAGUGGUGCAGCAGUCAUAUGUCGCUCCCACUCAGGCCAUCCAGGAAAGCUAUGUUGCAGCCCCAGCUCCAGUGGUGCAGCAGACUUAUACGGCUUCUGCUCCAGUAGUGCAACAAACCUAUACCGCCUCUGCCCCGGUAGUGCAGCAAUCAUAUACCGUUUCUGCUCCUGCUCCGCAGGUGCAGCAAAUCUACUCCUCACCAGCUCCAGCUCCAAUUGUUCAGCAGGUGCAAGAGACGGCCAUCCAACAGGCUCAGUUUACCGGCUAUAGCUACCAGGCACCAGCACCCACUGCAACCUACAAUCUACAAGAGGUCGUCUCUGCCUCCGCACCCACACCCAUCCAAUUCCAAGUGCAGCAGCAACAGCAGCAAGUGCAGCCGGUACAGCAAGUGCAGCAGGUACAGCAAGUGCAGCAGCAGCAACUGCAACAGCAGCAGCAGCAACAACUGCAACAGCAGCAGCAGCAACAACUGCAACAGCAGCAAGUGCAACAGCAGGUACAACAGGAGCUGCAGCAGCAAGUGCAGCAAGCGCAACAGGAGCUACAGCAGCAAGUUCAGCAGGCGCAGCAGGAGCUGCAGCAGCAAGUGCAGCAAGUGCAACAGCAAGUGCAGCAGCAGCAACAACUGCAACAGCAGCAGCAGCAACAACUACAACAGCAACAAAUGCAGCAGCAGGUGCAGCAGGAGCUGCAGCAGCAAGUGCAGCAGCAAGUGCAGCAGCAAGUGCAACAGCAAGUGCAGCAGCAGCAAGUGCAGCAGCAGCAAGUACAGCAGCAGCAAGUACAGCAGCAGCAAGUGCAGCAGCAACAAGUGCAACAGCAGCCCCAACAGGUGACCUAUACCACCACGGUUCAGGCUCCAGUGCAAUUGCAGCAAUCCUAUGUACCAGCACCACCCGCUCCACUGCAAUUGAGCAGUCCAGUUGCUGCUCCAGUGGCACAGUUCACGCCCAACUACAGCUUCACACCUGCGCUUGCCCAGCAGGUGAGCUACGCACAGCCAGCUGCCCAGACCCUUGUGCAGAGUACUACCACCGUCCAGCAAGCUGCUCCAGCUCCCGUUGCAGCUCCAACUCUGGUUUCGACUCCAACUAGCAGCGCUCUGAUUAGCAGCCCAGCCCCAGCCACAGCCACAGCCACAACCAAUGCCAUCUCACAGAUUAGCACUAACUACGGCAGCAACGGCGGCUACGUAUAUGAGAAGAGAAACUAAAUGCGUUUGAACGGGUUGUCGAACAGACGCCCGAACUCGCAUUUACGGAACCGUGAAUCGUUUUUUUUUUUUUUAUUAUUAUGUAACUUAGCCAAAUUGUAGUACUAGCUCUGUUAAAUUGCUUCUUUUUUUUUACUUAAAAUAUAAUCAACUAAUGAAAUGACAUCAAAAGUGUUUGCCCU
Drosophila mojavensis is the source of this 3185-nucleotide messenger RNA. Its product is annotated as putative mediator of RNA polymerase II transcription subunit 12. NCBI's taxonomy places the organism in Eukaryota, Metazoa, Arthropoda, Insecta, Diptera, Drosophilidae. The transcript has 3 exons. The coding region runs from base 721 to 3003 and encodes 760 amino acids. Gene Ontology annotation, biological process: positive regulation of transcription by RNA polymerase II. The record is from RefSeq and is a predicted model, not a curated record. Gene Ontology annotation, molecular function: transcription coactivator activity. Gene Ontology annotation, cellular component: RNA polymerase II transcription regulator complex.